This is a messenger RNA of Magallana angulata, 1244 nucleotides long. RefSeq names its product electron transfer flavoprotein subunit alpha, mitochondrial-like. The record is from RefSeq and is a predicted model, not a curated record. The transcript has 10 exons. Gene Ontology annotation, molecular function: flavin adenine dinucleotide binding; electron transfer activity. Gene Ontology annotation, cellular component: mitochondrion. Lineage: Eukaryota; Metazoa; Mollusca; Bivalvia; Ostreida; Ostreidae. The coding region runs from base 71 to 1078 and encodes 335 amino acids.
UCCCCAAGACGUCGAACAUCGGGUUUGGGAUUCUUUAAAUAUUUUUUGUAAGUUUUGUAAGCAGUCCGAGAUGUUUUCGUCUGCGAAAAAGAUUAAUUUUCUCCGUCAAACCCUUACUACACUAUGUAGAAAUAACAGUACCCUUGUGAUAGCUGAGCAUAAUAACCAGAAGUUGAUUCCCUCCACUCUGAAUACAAUCACAGCAGCCAGCAGUCUUGGGGAAGUCACCUGUCUCGUAGCAGGAACACAAUGUGCACAGGUUGCUGCUGAAGUGGCAAAAGUGAAAGGAGUUAAGAAAGUGAUAUUAGCUGACAAUGAAGCAUACAAAGGCUUUCUUCCAGAGGCUUUGACUCCAUUGCUGUUGGCAGCCCAGAAGCAGUUUAAAUUUUCUCACAUUGUGGCACCUGCAACAGCUUUUGGAAAGAAUGUAGCUCCUAGGUUGGCUGCAAAAUUGGAUGUGUCUCCCAUAUCAGACAUUAUUGGAAUCAAGGAUAAAGAAACCUUUGUCAGAACAAUUUAUGCAGGUAAUGCUAUCCAGACCCUGAAAUCUAAGGAUGAUGUCAAGGUGAUUACAGUACGAGGGACUGCUUUUGAGGCAGCAGAAGUUGAAGGGGGAGCGGGAGCAGUAGAAGAUGCCCCAGCCUGUGAUGCCAAGAAUGACCUGAGUCAGUUUGUGGGCCAAGAGUUAAGUAAGAGUGACCGACCAGAACUAACCAGUGCCGGCACGGUCAUCUCUGGAGGUCGUGGAAUGAAGAAUGGAGAAAAUUUCAAGCUUUUAUAUGACCUUGCUGAUAAAAUGGGGGCAGCGGUUGGAGCAUCACGAGCUGCAGUUGAUGCAGGCUUUGUUCCUAAUGAUAUGCAGGUUGGCCAGACUGGCAAAAUUGUAGCCCCGGACCUGUAUGUGGCGGUUGGAAUCUCCGGAGCCAUCCAACAUCUAGCAGGCAUGAAGGACAGUAAAGUGAUUGUGGCCAUUAACAAGGACCCCGAGGCCCCCAUCUUCCAGGUGGCCGAUUACGGAAUCGUGCAGGAUUUAUUCAAGGCUGUUCCGGAAAUGACUGACCUCGUGAGCAAGAAGUGAAAGAAGUCCUGAUGAUUGAAGAAUUCUAGAAAUAUGAAUGUGAUAUAAACAGAAAAAGCAAGGGAACAUAUCCAUAUAUAAUUCUCUUACUUUUUGUCGUUUUAGAACUAUUUUGUAAGUUGUAAAAUGAAAGAAAGUUAAAUUUAAAAAAUAAAAAUGAAUUUUU